Chlorocebus sabaeus (green monkey) is the source of this 3360-nucleotide messenger RNA. RefSeq names its product zinc finger protein 410 (gene ZNF410). Gene Ontology annotation, cellular component: PcG protein complex; transcription regulator complex; nucleus. Gene Ontology annotation, biological process: regulation of transcription by RNA polymerase II. The record is from RefSeq and is a predicted model, not a curated record. Gene Ontology annotation, molecular function: transcription coregulator activity; RNA polymerase II cis-regulatory region sequence-specific DNA binding; DNA-binding transcription factor activity, RNA polymerase II-specific. Lineage: Eukaryota; Metazoa; Chordata; Mammalia; Primates; Cercopithecidae.
UCUCUAUCUCCUGACCUCGUGAUCCGCCCGCCUUAGCCUCCCAAAGUGCUGGAAUUACAGGCGGAGCCAACGAGUCCGGCCUACUCUGCUUUUCUAAAGUGGAAUUAUCUUCCUCUGAAACGUUUCUCCUUUAUUUUAAAUCACCAUUAGUAAUUUGUGUACCCAAACCUGUCAUCGAGGCUUAUCUUUAACCUUGAAAAUCCCUUUUUAAAGAUAACCCCUUUAAUUCCCCACAUUAGUUGAGUCUCAUUCUUCCGCACGCAAAUAUUUAAAAAUAAGUAAUUUCAAGAAGUCAGUCAAACUCACAAAGCUUUAACAAGGUGGCAUCUACCUUGGAAGUCAAGUGUUCAAGGCCGCAGUCGGGACAUCCAAGAGCUCUUUACAUCCUAAUUACAACACCGAACCCAGACUCACUGCAUACCCCGUCCCGUAUGUAAUGCAAAACUUGAUUCUGCAAGUUCCUUUCUCAGGCGGUGAAACUUCCAGGUCCUCUCCAUGGAGACCUCUGAUAAAUGUUUAAGCAGUGAUCCUUUCUUUCUCGUUUGCCUCCAUUGCAACGCCUCCACUGAUGGGAAAAACUACUCCCUCCUGCGGGGUGGCAGUGACGUCAACGAAUUAGCUGACCUGUUUUUUCGGGCUUCGCGGACCUAGGAGUCCCGAAGGCCGAGAGUGAGUGAGUGGGAGCAGGGAGGCUGCGGCUCCUCCUGUCCGGGGCGGAGCCCUGCGUCGCGGGCCUGGGCAGCCCCGCCAGCAGCCUGGUCGUCUGGGUCCCGAGCGGCGCUGCAGCCACCCAGCCCUCAGGCGAGCGAGUGGGUGUGUGCGUGGGGGGUCGGCCAAACUUCCUGUCCCGCGCUCGAGCUGCUUCCGGCGGGAGCCGGAAGACGCUGUGUGUGGACGGAAUUCGGGACCGAGAGACGGCCGGCCGGCUGCCCGGAACUGGAAGGUUUGAGAUGCUGUUGGAUGUACAUACAUGUGGAGAUACCUAGCAAGCAGUUAGAAAUGAAGGUUUGGAGUUCAGCAGAGAUGACUAGAGAAAAAUGUUAAAUUGAUUACCCACCUAGUACAACAUCUUACAGGAAGAGCAUAGUAUUUCCUAGAGGAAUAUGAACAUAACAGGAAGGUAUCAUUGGCUCUGAAUUCAAUUUGAACUUGUCCCCUGAAUAGCUACAGGUUUUGGAAGCUGAAUCAAUGUUAUCAGAUGAGUUAGAAUCCAAACCAGAGCUCCUGGUACAGUUUGUUCAGAAUACAUCCAUCCCAUUGGGACAGGGGCUUGUAGAAUCAGAAGCUAAAGAUAUUACUUGUUUGUCCCUCCUUCCCGUGACUGAAGCCUCAGAAUGCAGUCGGCUAAUGUUACCAGAUGAUACUACAAAUCAUUCUAACUCCUCCAAGGAAGUCCCUUCCUCAGCUGUUUUGAGAAGCCUUCGGGUGAAUGUAGGUCCAGACGGAGAGGAGACGAGAGCUCAGACUGUACAGAAAUCCCCGGAGUUUUUGUCCACUUCAGAGUCUUCUAGCUUGUUGCAAGAUCUACAGCCAAGUGAUAGCACUUCUUUUAUUCUUCUUAACCUAACAAGAGCAGGUCUGGGCUCUUCAGCUGAGCACUUAGUGUUUGUACAGGAUGAGGCAGAAGAUUCAGGGAAUGAUUUCCUCUCCAGUGAGAGCGCAGACAGUAGCAUUCCAUGGUUCCUCCGGGUUCAAGAGUUGGCCCACGACAGUUUGAUUGCUGCUACUCGUGCACAACUGGCAAAGAAUGCAAAAACCAGCAGCAAUGGAGAAAAUGUCCACCUUGGUUCUGGUGAUGGGCAACCAAAAGAUUCUGGGCCCCUUCCUCAAGUGGAAAAGAAGCUCAAGUGUACAGUUGAAGGCUGUGACCGGACAUUUGUAUGGCCAGCUCACUUUAAAUACCACCUCAAGACUCAUCGAAAUGACCGCUCCUUCAUCUGUCCUGCAGAAGGUUGUGGGAAAAGCUUCUAUGUGCUGCAGAGGCUGAAGGUACACAUGAGGACCCACAAUGGAGAGAAGCCCUUUAUGUGCCAUGAGUCUGGCUGUGGUAAGCAGUUUACUACAGCUGGAAACCUGAAGAACCACCGGCGCAUUCACACAGGAGAGAAACCUUUCCUUUGUGAAGCCCAAGGAUGUGGCCGUUCCUUUGCUGAGUAUUCUAGUCUCCGAAAACAUCUGGUGGUUCACUCAGGAGAAAAGCCUCAUCAGUGCCAAGUCUGUGGGAAGACCUUCUCUCAGAGUGGAAGCAGGAAUGUGCAUAUGAGAAAGCAUCACUUGCAGCUGGGAGCAGCUGGGAGUCAAGAGCAGGAGCAAACUGCUGAGCCACUAAUGGGCAGUAGUUUGCUUGAAGAGGCUUCAGUACCCAGUAAAAACCUGGUGUCUAUGAAUUCCCAGCCCAGCCUUGGUGGAGAGUCCUUGAACCUACCAAAUACCAAUUCUAUCCUGGGAGUUGAUGAUGAGGUGCUUGCUGAAGGAUCCCCACGUUCCCUGUCUUCAGUGCCUGAUGUGACACAUCACCUGGUGACCAUGCAGUCAGGGAGGCAAUCAUAUGAAGUUUCUGUCUUAACUGCAGUAAAUCCACAAGAGUUACUAAACCAAGGAGAUUUAACUGAAAGACGGACAUGAGCGUGGGUGCUGACUCCUGAAAGAGCAGCUCUAUCUGAUCUCAAAAUGCAUAUACUGGGAACAGGAUGCCAUAGCCCACAACAAAACCAUAAUGAAUCUCUGAAGGACAAGACUCUGCUUUUGCCACUCUUCCUCUUUCCUGGUAUAGAAGAUGGAUGUAGCAGAGCUUCUUUUCUAACUACCAUCUGAUCCAGACAAGGAAUGAAGCAAUGACUGUGGGCUGGGAAACUGUACCUACCUCUCUUCCCAAUGCAAAAUUCUGGGAUAGACCAAAAGUGAAUUUGAUUAUGUGUUGGCUGAAGUUCUUCAUUCUGACUGUUGAGGGGAGGUUUUCCUUUGAAGAGUUUUCAUCUCAGAUUCAGCUGUCUUUUCACAUGGGUGAAAUAAUUCCUGCUACCAACAACAGAGCUUCACCAGGAAGUUGAGCUUUCAAGAUGCCUUGUUGCUUUGAAGAAGGGAGUGAUGUCAAUUCUCUUGUUACAUUCUCCCUUUAGCAACCUGAGUAAGAGACUCUGCCACUGGGCUGCAAAAAAAUAAAUUACUUGAAUCUCCCCUUGGCCCAGGCUGAGGUACUAUCUUGUCCUAUACACUUCUACUUGGUCACUUUGCUUUCUUCUUUAAUGGAACAUACAGUAGCAUGUUAAGAGGGAUUUCAUGUUUUUGUUUUUUUAAAGUGAAAAAUUACAUGAUGCAGAGAUUCAGGUUUUCCUUUAAAUAAACAAAACAGCCCAGUCA